This is a messenger RNA of Centropristis striata (black sea bass), 1191 nucleotides long. It is a transcript of the gene ccdc172, whose product is annotated as coiled-coil domain containing 172. The coding region runs from base 112 to 888 and encodes 258 amino acids. NCBI's taxonomy places the organism in Eukaryota, Metazoa, Chordata, Actinopteri, Perciformes, Serranidae. Gene Ontology annotation, cellular component: cytoplasm. The transcript is spliced from 8 exons. The record is from RefSeq and is a predicted model, not a curated record.
GUAACGUCAGUUACUAUGGUUACUGGACACUAGCUAACGUUACCUGUUGACUUUAUAUACAGCUAUCAUUAUAGCCUUUGAUUCUAGAUGAGUUAAUAGGACUGACUCAAAAUGAGUUUAGACACGCUCUUCAAACAAAUCCUUCUAACUGAACAACAAUUAACAGGACAGACACAAAAAGUAAAAGAAGUCAAGGUAGCUAUCAUCAGAUGCAAUGAGAAGAUCAGGAGUGCCACUGAGAAGAAUGAAAAGACCAAUGAGGAACUUGACAAAAAGGCUCAGCAGUUGUCUGCGAUGAGGCUGCAGCGUGACCUGAUAAAGAAAUGUGAAGACCAGAUGUUGAAGCAAAUUGAGGAGCUGCUCUGCCAGAAGAGCGAACUCAGGGAACGUCUAGCCAAGAGAAAGAGGGAGGCUAAAGAAGAAGAGGAAAACUUCCUUCAAGAGAUCUCGAGGUUCAACAGUGACUUCAGUCUUCGGGGGAACAGAGACAUAGUGUUCGAGAGCCAAACACACACUGAGAUCCUGGAGCUGCAGAGGGAGGUGGAAUCAUUAUACAAAGAGAUGGAGCGGAUGAGCUGCAGUAACAGUCACAUGAGUUCCAUACAGGAGGAGAAGAGAGUGCUCCAGCUCAAACUGCAGGGCCUGCAAAAUGUCCAAAAAGACCUGGAUCAGCAAUUGUGUGAGGCUAAAGCAAUGACAGAAUCUCUGAGAGCCGAGAGCCUGUUUGUCAGUCAGAAACCUCUCACUGACAGCACCUGUCUGAGGCUGAGAAAGGAGCUGGAGAUGCAUAAAGAAGGAGAGCUGGAGCUUCUGCGAGAGACACUUAGCUCAGAAAUACACUUCCUGCAGUCGAAGCUGGGCAGCAGCCAGGGAAGUGAGCAGCAUUAGGUUUGUCACAGUGAUGAAAAAGGGACACAGGUUAUAACAGUUCACCAAUUGUCUCUUCUGUUAAAAGAUAAACAUGAACAUGUAUAGACAGGAGAGAAGGAAAAGAAAGACGACAGGAAAGGACACAGAGAGUGAGAUUAACCACAUGUUCUUUAUUAUUUACUUUAUAAGUUACAUGAAAGGAGCAAAUUCCAUUCAGUCAGUUCAAAAACUGUCCUCAAGAAUGUUUCUGUUGGCACUUAUGUACACUGUGGAGGAACAAAAACAAAACAUAAAUCCAAUAAUAAAUCUGAUAUGUUUUUC